AUGGAAAUGUACAUGAAAGUCGAGAUACCAAAGGGUAGUUCUAAUAAAAUUGAAUACAACAAAACUAAAAAAAGGUUUGAGUUAGAUAGGGUUUUAUCGGUGGCGAUGUCUUAUCCGGAGGAAUAUGGUGUUAUCACUGAAACAUUAGCACCUGAUGGGGAUGAAUUAGAUGUUAUUUGUUUAACUAUUCAGCCUACCUUUUCUGGACUUUAUGUUCCCAUACGAAUUAUUGGAGUUUUAAAAAUGAUUGAUAAAGGCGAACAAGAUGAUAAGUUAUUAGCGGUGAAUGCUGGUGAACCGAGACUGAACUAUAUUCAGGAAUUAAAAGAUAUUUCUCUUGCAAAACAAGAGGAAAUUAAACAUUUUUUUGCUCGUUAUAAAGAUUUAGAAAAUAAAAAAGUGGAAAUAGGAAAAUUUGAAAGUAAAGAACAGGCCGAAAAAUUAUUAAAAGAAUGUCAAGCAGCCUACAAAAAGAAAUAG
Molecule: messenger RNA, 480 nt
Organism: Ambispora gerdemannii
Lineage: Eukaryota; Fungi; Glomeromycota; Glomeromycetes; Archaeosporales; Ambisporaceae
Source: the annotation of a GenBank genome assembly